Messenger RNA from Anarrhichthys ocellatus (wolf-eel), 4527 nucleotides. RefSeq names its product myelin expression factor 2 (gene myef2). NCBI's taxonomy places the organism in Eukaryota, Metazoa, Chordata, Actinopteri, Perciformes, Anarhichadidae. The transcript has 17 exons. Gene Ontology annotation, cellular component: nucleus; cytoplasm. The coding region runs from base 74 to 1816 and encodes 580 amino acids. The record is from RefSeq and is a predicted model, not a curated record. Gene Ontology annotation, molecular function: mRNA binding.
AGUCUCACGUCACAUUUUGAACUGCGUAGGGGACAGGGGCAUCUUGCGUUUUGUGGGGAGAACAAACAUCACCAUGGAAGAUGUUGUAAUUCUUGAUGAUGAGCCAAACCAAGAGGGAUCGACUGCAUCCGUCAUGUCCGAAUCCGAGGAGGCUUCUGAAGAAACACCCAAUGGCAUGAAAACGGAUGCUGAGGAAACUAAGCUUCCCGAAGAAAAGCAUGACUCUAAAGAGAAGUCCUCUGGGAGCAGAAGAGGGAGCCGCUUCCAUCCCUACAAAGACAAACAUGGUGGAGAAAAGAAGGGUGGUCAUAGGAACCGGGUUUUCAUCAGCAAUAUCCCCUAUGAUAUGAAGUGGCAGGCAAUUAAAGAUCUAAUGCGUGAGAAAGUUGGUGAGGUUACAUACGUGGAGCUCUUUAAGGAUUCAGAAGGAAAGUCAAGGGGUUGUGGUGUGGUGGAGUUCAAAGAUGAGGAGUUUGUGAAGAAGGCGAUAGAAACUAUGAAUAAGCAUGACUUGAGUGGAAGGCCCCUAAACAUCAAGGAGGACCCUGAUGGGGAACAUGCUCGGCGUGUGCUACAGCGCAUGGGAGGAGGACAGCAGGGGGGUCAUGGGCAGGACAUGGGGCCUGGUGGGAUGAACAUCCCGCCCUCCAUUACCAACAACCCCAACAUCCCACCUGACGUCAUCCAUGCACUGCAGGCCGGACGACUGGGCACCACGGUGUUUGUGGCCAAUCUGGAUUUCAAGGUGGGCUGGAAGAAGCUGAAGGAGGUGUUUGGCAUGGCGGGCUUGGUGAAACGAGCAGAUGUAAAGGAGGAUAAAGAUGGCAAGAGCCGCGGGAUGGGAACUGUGACUUUCGAGCAGUCACUCGAGGCUGUGCAGGCAAUAUCCAUGUUCAAUGGACAGAUGCUGUUUGACAGGCAGAUGCACGUUAAAAUGGAUGAGAAAUCUGUUCCUCUUGAGGAUUUCCGCCAAGUGGAGAAAACACCUCAGUUACCUCGGGGUCUAGGUGGUAUUGGCAUGGGACUGGGACCCGGAGGGCAGCCUAUAAACGCCAACCGUCAGAGCGGUGGUGGUGCUGCAGGAGGAGGAGGAGGCAUGGGCUCGAUAGGGCCUGGAGGUAUGGAAGCCCAAGGCUAUGGUGGAAUGAACAGACUUGGAGGAGGAAUGAGUGGUGGUGGGGGCUUUGGGGGCAUGGACAGUAUGGGCAACAUGGGUGGCUUUGGAGGGAGAGACAUGGCGCCAGGUGGCCGGAUGGGAGAUAUGUACCGGUCAGGAAUGGGUGGGAUGGAUCGUGACUUUGGCCACACCGACAUGCCAAUGAAUCGAGGAUUUGGCGACUCUUUUGGAGGAAUGGGUGGAGGAUUUGGAGGCAGCAUGAGCAGUGGUGGCAUGGGGCACAUGGGGACUGGAAUAGGUGGUGGAAUGGGAAACAUGUCGAUGGACCGGAUGGGGUCCAGCUUUGACCGCAUGGGCAUGUCAGGAAUGGACAUGAGCCGCGGCUUUGGCGGCUAUGGAGGUGGUGGGCCGAGUCACAUGGGUGGAGGCAUGUCUGACCGAGGCUCUGGGUCCAAAGCUGGCUGUCAGAUCUUUGUGCGAAAUCUGUCCUAUGAUCUGACUUGGCAAAAGCUGAAGGAGAAGUUCAGUCAAUGCGGCCAGGUAAUGUUCGCAGAGAUCAAGAUGGAGAACGGGAAGUCAAAGGGCUGUGGAACAGUGAGAUUUGACUGUCCAGAUAGUGCUGAGAAGGCCUGCAGGAUGAUGAAUGGAACCAAGAUCAAUGGCCGAGAGGUGGACGUCCGUAUCGAUCGGAACGCCUAAAUCUUUUGUAGAAGUCACGCUAACACACUUCCACAUUCAGCCCUUUUGCCAAUGAUCUUUUGUUUUGUUUUAAAAACACAAUUAUUUCAUAUCUCCAUGUGUCCACUGUUUUUUGUUUUGUUUAUAUAUACUACAUAGUUCUUAUCUUUUGUUUUGUAAACCCCUUUUAAUUUGACGUUUAUUUGGACAAAUAAACUUUUUAAUUUUUAAACCUGGUGGUUUUUCUGUUUUCCAUCAUUGCUCAACACUGCCGUGCAGUGGCCUCUUGAAAAGUGGCAGUUUGCACAUUAACCGCAGAGGGUGGAAUAAAGUGAGAACAGAAUGGACGGAUGUUAUCAGGCUUGGACUCUUGACACUUAUCACAGGAAGCUAUUUAAAUUGCCAGAACUCCCAAGUGUUGUGGUAUUUUUUUUGUUUCAGUAGAACAAGAUAGUCCAUUUACAAUGUUUUACUUUUUAGUUAGAAGACAAGUGGAAAGUUUUUUUUGUUUGUUUUGUUUUUUACUAAUUUUAUAACUUUGAAAGCCAUUAAGACUUGCUCAUAAAAGCUUAUCAGUUCAGUGUUGUGUAGACCGGGCCUCUUUUCACCCACUUCAAAAGGACAAGGCCAAAUAAGCUUAGUUGACACCUUUUAUUACUUGACUCUGACUCUUCAGUUCUGGAUUUAUUUGAACUCAGCAGUCACUCCUGGGACGGCCCAUUUUCUGUUUUUGGGCCUUGAGUAAGAAGAACAAUUGCAGAACAUGAUAAUGGGUCUUAGUUGUAUGAUGAUGAGGCAGGCCUGGAUCUGACAGGCACACACAAGAGAAUGAUCUUUGGCACACUUCCACCUUAAGUUAAAUAUAUAUAUUUAUAUAUAUGAAUUGAGAUCAUCCUCUUCAUGAGAUGUGACCAGCACACGUCUUCUAUGGCACAAUAUCUUAUUGUGUGAGCGGGACCACAUUUCCUUAGACUUCACAGUUUUGGGAAGUGUUUUGGGGCUGCUGUUUGAGUCAAUGUGGCUUCAGUCCUGGUGAGGUCAGAUCUCAGUCACUGCACAAUCUUAUGGGAUUAUUCCCAAUGAUCCCCAGCUCGUAGAGGAUGGACAGAGUGGCAAAGACGAUGUAGCAGAAGAGAGAAACGAGUCCCAACUUCCAGUCCAACUUCCAUCCGUUAAUGUGAACGGAUACAAAGAGGAAGACGAUGGAAAGGAGGAGCGUGGCGGAAAUGAAGACCAGUCCAGUGCUGUUGACCUCUACAGGGUUGUUGGUGUCCACAAAGACAGUUUUGAUGAACCAAGGCAGGCCCAGGCACAGCAUGUCGAAAACAUUAGAGCCCACAAUGUUGGACAUGGCCAUGUCGGCUUUCCCUGAUAAACAGAAAACAUGUUUACAGACUGGAUUUAGGUCUCACUAAGACAAUAUAAGUAUUUUUAACUUGUCAUGUUCUAUAAUGGCUGCUGGAAAAGUGAGUCAGCAAAGUGAAUGAGUAAUCAAUAGUUCCCACUUAGAUGUCUUUCAGCAAGAGCGCAGUGCCCAACUAUAUGUAGAAGGAACUUGGGAAGCACAUUAUUCUUAAUUUUGAUAAUCGUUUAGUUAUGGCUGGCGUCAAAGUAUGGGCGACUGAGAGCAGGUCGUCCACUAAUUGGUAGAUCGGUGGGUCGAACCCCAGCUUCUCCAGUCUGCAUAACAAAGUGUCCUUGGGCAAAAUAAUGAACCCAAAAUUGCUGUGAUUGAGCAUUUAAACUAGAUCUGGAUGAGCAGUUUGGCACCUUGUAUGGCAAACUCUGCCUUCAGUGUAUCAACGUAAUGUAAAUUGCUUUGAAAAGUUAUAUAAAUGGAAGUCAAUUUUACCAUCUUAACAAACUGUAUUCAGGAUGGCUGUGAAUUGCAACUGAUAAAACGUGACACUGAUGUUUACCUUCUCUGGCCACCAUCACACUGGCUACGGUGUCGGGUAUACUGGUUCCAGCAGCAAGGAGAGUGAGUCCCAUAACUGUUUCAGGGAUGCCAAGGGUCUCGCCUGUGUAAACAUAAUACAAACCCACAAUCAAAGUCCACAUCCAACAACAUCAAGCUAGCUAUGGGGUGAGAACAGCAGCUGAUCUUUACUGUAGCUAGAGGGUUAAGAAAUAAUCACUAGAGGCAGGCCUGUAGCAGGAUUUUAGAAAUACUGAGGUCACAAGACCAAAUUCCACAAGCGGAACCACGCCCACCUAAGAAAAUUUCAAUAAGUCCCUAACUUGACUCCACAAGGUGUACUUUUUAAGUACUGUACAUUUUUUAUUCUACGCUUGUGGUGGUCGUGCAAUCGAGACUACUUACUUCCUUUAAUUUUAAUUUUAUUGAUUUUUUUUCAGCCAAACUGCCAAAUUCAGUCUAACAAUAUUUGAACAAGUCUUACAAAAUCCAACAGGUGUAAUGUUUGUAAUCUUUAAAUCCACUAUAAACCACCCGAAUUUCCAGACACAUUACAGAGGACACAACCUAGCAGCUAUAACUCUGGUUGGAGGCCAUUGUGAAGGAAACAAAUAUUUACAGUUAGUCCAGAUAUUCUGAACCAACAUCCUCAAUGGCACAAUGUAUGCUUGAGUUGUACCUGCUCAGUCCCAUGCCUGCUGCUCUUUCAUAAGACUAAACUCUCCUUCCAUGUGAGCCGGUCUGACGACUAUGGGAUAAUAAUCUCAUUAUACUCCAGUAGACCUACCACCGUCACAUGAUGAAGAUACCCCUU